This is a messenger RNA of Athalia rosae (coleseed sawfly), 2680 nucleotides long. RefSeq names its product hexamerin-like (gene Hex110). Bases 31 to 2535 code for a protein of 834 amino acids. The transcript has 8 exons. The record is from RefSeq and is a predicted model, not a curated record. Lineage: Eukaryota; Metazoa; Arthropoda; Insecta; Hymenoptera; Athaliidae.
UACUAUAUAAGAUCAACCGCCCUCGGCAAGAUGCAUACACAUCACUGUAUCACGAUGCGUCUCAGUCUCCUUCUGUUGACUCUCGUGGCAGCAGCCACAGCGGUUCCCAAGCUCAAAAAUGACGCUGGGAACGUGGACUUAUUGAAGAAGCAGCGAUAUUGCCUCCUGCUCCUACAACAGGUGUUACAAGAAAUACCGGACGAGGGACUGAGGAAAGUUGGAUUGGAAUAUGACUGCUACAAGAACAUCGAUAUGUACCGUGACAAGGGCGUGGUGAAAUAUUUCAUCCGUUCCAUCCAACUCGGUCGUAUCCAACGCAAAGGUGUUCCAUUCACUACAUCGAUCAGCAUAUUGCGGAGGGACGCGGCCAUCCUCACCAGAGUGAUGACCACCGCCAAGGACUUUGAAACGUUCAUCAAAACCGCUGCGUGGAUCCGCACCAUCUGCAACGAAGCUCAAUUCGUAAAGGCUUUCGUCGCUGCGAUCCUUCAACGCGACGACACUCGAGGCAUCGUCCUUCCCGCGCUCUACGAAGUCCUGCCCCACUACUACUUCGAUACGAGAAUAAUCAACAAAGCUCAAUACCUUCGUACCAUGGGACUCACCAAGACCGGCAAAAACGCGUUCACGAUCGAGGAGAAGGUCCGACCUCUCUUCCCCAAGGGUGAAGAAUCUCUGGCUUACUUUACCCAAGACAUCGGACUGGCCAACUACUACGCUUACUUCAGCAUCGCUGGAUGGUUGACACCCAAGUGCCAAAAGACGACCGACGACGUCGGAACGUACGGAGAUACUGACUGCAAAUACGGUCGUGGACAGCACUACUACUACGUGCACCAGCAACUUCUGGCUCGUUACUACCUCGAGCGUCUGAGCAACAACCUUCCGCCGGUUAAGGAUCUGGAUUACACCUUCGAAUACACGCCGUUCAAGUCUCACCUGACAUUCCCCAACGGUCUCGAGUUCGCUGGACGUAUUCAAGGCGUGAACUUCGCCGAGAGCAACGAGGAACUUCGCAGGACCGUAUUGACCCUCGAGAGAAGACUGAUUGACGCGAUCGACAGUGGAUACAUUCUGAAGUCGAAGGGUGGCGUGUGCUCCGCCUACGAACCCAGGGGUCUCGAUAUGCUGGGAAGCAUCAUCGAAGCGACCGGAAGGAGCAUCAACCCCAGAUACUACGGAAGCCUUCAGGGCGCCGCCCGCAGACUUCUCGGCGGUGCUGAGUACACGAUGCACAUGCGGGACUUGAUUCCAUCGGCCCUUGAAGUCGAACACUCCGCAGUCAGAGACCCCAUUUUCUACAAACUGUACAAGCGCAUAAUGAAGCUCUUCAUCGCUUACCAGAACAAUCUGCCCAAGUACACGCGAAACGAUCUGAUCUUCCCCGACGUGAUGAUCGAGAACGUGAAGAUCGACAAACUGUGCACUUACCACGACAAAAUCGCGGUAGACAUCGACGCGUGCACCGUGUUUGACUUCAGGAAGGGAAUCGAUAAGACGGAAGUUCCGAUCAAGGCUGUUGUCGAGAGACUCAACCACAAGCCGUUCAAAUUCGAAAUCACCCUCAACAGUAGAACCGAUGUCAAAGAAGCCGUGGUGAGAGUAUUCUUCGGACCGACGUACGACUACCACGGUAAACCGGUCAACAUACGCGAUCACAGAUUACUGUUCGUCGAAAUGGAUCAAUUCGUUUGCGACCUCAAUCAAGGAAAGAACGUCAUUGUUAGGGAUUCUUCGGAAGCACCUAUGCGCACCAGUGGUAUCAUGUCAAAGAAGGACAUUCUACGUCGCGUCGAGGAUGCUCUCAAUUCGCACCAACCGUUCUACCCCGUCGAGCCCGCGCAAAUGUUUGGCUUCCCCGAGUCGCUCGCUCUUCCCAAAGGUACAGUCGACGGUCUGGAACUUCAAAUGGUGGUGAUCGUUUCGCCGAAAAAACAGGUACCACUGAGCUUCGAGCCGGUCGUCCCCACCAAAUACCAAACCUUCCAACGCGUCGAGUUCGACGACCUUAACGUCGAUUACUCCAAAUACACCAUGGACAGAGAAGCCCUCGACGCGGUGAAAGACAGGUACUCGGACUUCGAUAUUCGCGAUACCAAGGACUACAGCAGCAUCGUUAACGGCAUCGGCGAUCGCGACAUUCAUCGUGGAUUCUACGACGUUUCGCGAGAGGAAAACAUCGGCAGCAAGACCGGAGAUUUGUACCGCGGAAAGACUACCUCCAUGGACGACAUCUACGGCAGGACAACGAAGAACCGCAGAUUUGGAACUGACACCAUCGAAAGGGACACCACACUCGACACCGGUUUCGAACGUAGAAUCGAAGGCAAAUACAAUUACCUCGCCGAUUACUACAAGUUCAAGCCCAUUACGGAGAUAAUCGGUGGUUCCGUGUCAUUCGACGGUAGACCAUUGGGAUAUCCCUUCGACAGACCGUUGGCCCUGGGAGCCCUCGACGUACCGAACAUCAAGGUGUGCAAGAUCUUCGUAUAUCACGAGGAGAAGAUACGCAUAAAUUACGAAAGAUCCGUCUGAAUCGCCCCCAAUUACUUGGAGAGCGCUCCAAAGGAACGUGUUCAUAUCUGACCGACUCGGCUCACCUCUUACUGUCUCUCUCUUCCUCUUCUACGACCGCAAUUUACGGAAUCAAAAGAAAAAAAAAAAAAAAAAAAACAAACUA